GGCGUGACUGACCAAAACAAACAUACAGGCCGUCUCGUCUCUCGGCAUUACAGUUGUCUUAUUUUUCCUUUUUCUCUAUCUCUUUUUCUUCAAGUAUAAGUUUUACUCUCUCUACUUUCUUUCCUGGGUGAAUUCUGAGGUGCAGUGUAUCUGAUUUAAUUGAUUUGUGGUUUUCUCGUCUUGCUUCACUCAAAAAUCCAAAAAAUCCUCGUGAUUUCAUAGCAUCAGGCAUCAGCUGGGUCAGUCAUCUGUAGGCAUCAUGGUGACGCAAGAUGCAUCAGUUGUGCCCAGAGUGAAUAAGUUGAAAAUCAAAAAAAUGAAAAAGAAGAAAUCAAAGAAGAAGAAAAUAAAGGGAGCUGAGAACCUUGACUCAGAGAGUGAAGCAGACAAGCUGGAUUUGGACGAGAAGAUCCACCCAUUGUCACACUACAUCACCGAGCAGGAGGAGCUUGUGAAUCAGAUGUUCUUGACUAUACGUGGAUCCAAGCUGGAGGCCAUGCUUCCUCCGGUGCUCAAGAGCAUUCCUGUGAAAGAACUAAAGAGGCUGUGUCUCCAUGAACUGCGAGGAAUGAGCAAGAAGAGGAUCUUGUGUUGCAUUAACGGUCAGGUUAUGGAAGGUUCAUCCGGCAGUGAGGACGAAGAGGAAGAAAAGGAAGAAGCCAAUGAAGAACAAAACCAUAAAGAAGCCAACUCAAAGGGAGAAAAGAGGAAGCCAAGCGAUGAACAACCUCCUGACUAUCUCCAGAAGAAAAUCAAAGUGGAGCCUGGCACGGAGGACAGCACAGGAAGCAGAGAAAAGAGCGUCCUAGAGCUGCUGGAAUUAGAGAUGAGGGCGCGGAUUAUCAAGACCAUGCUGGAGAAGGGCGAUGAUGGGAAGAAAAUAACAGAAGAUGCCAUUGCUGCCGUGAUGAAGAGUGCCAAGAAGAUAACUAGUGAAGGCACAGGAGGGAGUGAGGAGAUGGCUAGUGCAGUGGCUGACUCCAAGGAUGAUUCACAGGGGAAGAAAUUGGACAGAGAGACAGAGAGUGAAGAUGAAGUUGCAGAGGAAAGGACCAGGGGAAGGAGGAGAGGUGAAGGCAGGAGAGGAGACAGGAAAGGACAUCGUGACUCGGCACAUGAUGGCAGGAGGGGUUCAGGUACAAGGUCACAGAGAAGGAGAGAUGGAAACUAUAGUGACGAUGGCAGCCGUGGUAGGAGUUCCAGAAAGCAGAAGGAGUCUGAUUCAUCUAAAACACACAUCACAAAGAAGAAGAAAAUCACCCGAAAGGAAUUUGAGGAGAGGAUGAAACGUGCAAAGAAGAACAGGACUUACCGCCAGCGCAAGUCCUCAGAGGAUGAGGAAAAAGCGAAAGAAAAUGAGAACAAAACUGAAAACACAAAGGAAGAUAAGGAUGACAAGGAUGAAAAAACUGAAGACAAAGCUGAUAAAGAGCCAGAUGCUCCUCCUGAAGGGAACAGCAUUCAGGAGAAGGCAGAGGGGGAGGGUGAGGGAGAGGUCUCUGAGAAGGAAGAAGGUGAAAUUGAUAGCAAUGAAGAGGAGGAAGGAGCUUGUAGUCCAAGUGAUAUUUCAAGUGCUAGCAGAUACUCCUCCUCAAGAAGCAGCAGUAGGAGUUGGUCAAGAAGCUACAGCAGAAGCCCCUCCAGGAGUCCUUACAGGGGACGACAACGGAGAAAUAGCAGGAGGACUAGGAGCAGGAGCAGGAGCAGGAGGAGGAGAAGGAGUUACUCUCGGAGCUACAGUCGGUCAAGAACCCCUGAGAGGAGACGCAGAGGUGACCAUCAGCCGAGGAGUUUUGACAGGAGAGGUCGAGACUCACCCAAGGCCAACAGCAAGAAGGACAUCAAGAAAACAUCCCCAGAGGACAUCAGUCCAAGCCGGGAGGAAGACUGGGGACACAAGUGUGAUAUUGAAUUUGUGGAUUCUGAGGAAGACUUCGAUGACAACCCUGAGGCUGCAAAGAAGGAUUCAGGAGCUCAAAAGACGCUGCCAGUGAACCGGAUAGAGAGAGCAAGCAUCAGUUUCUCCCUGCAGAAGAAGCCAGUUGGCAUCGCUCAGGGCGUGGAUCUAGAUGACCUGCCGCUGAAGAAGAAACAGACGAGUGAUGACAUUGAGGCUCUCAGUAGCAUGAAGCCUGCCACAAAGAGUGAGGAAAUAGUCAUCAGUUCAGACAGUGAAGUAGAGGUGCAGCCUUCCACACAGAGUCCGAUGAAACUAAAAGCAGAUGGGAAAAGGCUGUCAGAGCAGCUUGUUACCAGUGCUAAUGAUUCUAAACUAGUUGAACUUAAAAAGACAGAUCAGUCCCCUGCUAAAGAAAAUACAGGUUUACAGUCAGAUCAAGAAAAGAAAUUUAUCAAGAAGGCUGUCAAUUCUGAAACUAAAGGUAAAGAAAGCACAAAAGAGAAUGUGGAAGGGAAUACUGAAGACUUGAAGUUAUCAACUGGUCUUAAUCAGGAAAUGAGCAGAGAAAAGAAUAGCAGUGAUGGAGCUAAAAUUAUUCAGGAUAUAAGCAAUGAAAAUAUGGAAACUGAAAAGGGAAAACAAGCUGUGGAAAAUAUAGAUAAAGCUGAUAUUGCUGUUGGUGUAAGUAAAGGUGAAUCUCCUGUCAAGGAUCCAAGAGACAGUGAAAACAUAGAUGACUCAGGAAAUACAGAGUCAGACAGUGACAGUGCACCAGGAAAUCGAAAACAAAGUACCAGGAAACGUGAUAUUAAUCAUGAUAAUGAACCGAUGGAAAAGAGCACAAGAAAGUCAAGUACAGGCUCUGUUGAUGGUGCAAGUGUUGUAUUGAGAGCAGAGUGUAAAGAGAAAGGUGUUAAUCUGGAAAAGGAUAAAACACAGGAUAUUAAUGCAGCAGAUAAUUCAAGAGUCAAAGAUGUUGAGAGAAUAGAUGAUGAUGGCUCAGAGAUAAGCGAAAGGAAAGGAACUGAUAGUGAACUGAAUGUGAAUACUGAAGAAAGCUCUGACAAGGAAACAAGACAGAAUAUUCAACAAGGAGUGGAUGUAAAGGAUAAGUCUAGUAUUCAACCAUUAGAGGAGAAGGAGGAGGAAGAAAGAGACCUAGAAGUGACAGAUUCUGAUCAUACUGUGAAUAUUAAACUCUGUAAGGGGAAAAAAGUGAAGAAGAAAGUAGGAGAUGCUUCUGUAUUCUUCAAAACAAAGCAGAGAGUGGGAAAAAGUGAAAUCUUGACCACCAAUGAGCAGGAAGAUGCAGAACCUGAAAGCAAAGAGGUUACUUCUAUAUUUGAAGGUCAGAGUGAGGAAGAAUUUUACCAGGGGACAGAGCAGCUUAAAUUUAGUGAGGAUGAAAAGGAUAAUGAAGACACAGAUGGAAGAGGAUCCCUUAAAGAAAAGACUUCAGGUGAUUUUUCCAGGGCAGAGGCAGGAUUCACACGCAAACAAGUAAAAACCCACCAGAAGAUUGAAAUGGUCAUGCCAGAGAGGUCAUGGAUGAAAAGAGGGAGAAAGAAAGGAGAAAAAGCUAAGGCUCUCUUGGGAAUGGAAAGGACUGGGUUAGUAAAAAGUGUACAGCCUGAAAGUGCUCAAAGUCCCCCUCAGGAAAGUGAGCUGAAGGCAGAGACAAGUCAGAGCUCCAAAGCACAGGAAUCCACAGAGGUUGAGGAAAUACAAGUCCACAGUCCAGCACUGAUAAGUGACAUAGAGAAUUCCCAGGUGGCUGAGGAAUCUGGCCGACAAAAACAAGCAUCUUCCUCCCCAAAACAAGACCUAGUAGAAGUUUCCCACAUUGAGGCUGAGGACAGAGUGAGGAAAAUUGACCACGACACUGAGAUCAUAGGAGUCAUUGAGACGAGCAAGGACACCAGUGAAAACUUUGAUGAUCUUGGUGGUUCAAGCUGGAGCAUGAGGUGGCUGAAGAGUGAGAAGGUGCAGAAAGUAGUGACAAGUAGUAAGAUGCUGAGCAGAGUGCGCAAGAAGAUCCAGCGGAAGGAAAAAGCGAAGGUAGUCAUGGCGGAGAAGGUUGAGGAGGCACAGAAGCCGGCCGAACCGGUCAUUCCAGUGAUAGGAAGCAUCGAGGAGUAUGAGCGGCUGUUUGGCACCAAGGUCAAGAAGGAUGAGGCGCCCAUUGCUGGCUCAGAGUCCCAGGGCAUUGCACUGGAGGGCCAGGUGUCUGCUGGUGCCUCACAAGAUGACAUUCCAGUAUCCAAGCCCCGAGGCAACCCAGUGUUUGGGUCUGAUGAUGAUGGUGAGGACAGUGAGGAUGAAGCUCUCUGGUCCAAGAUCAUUAAGAAGUAGUGUUUGGUUGUCUGUCUCUUGUGUUUAUUGUUUGUAUGUAUAGUAGAGGUAUGUAUGUAUGUAUGUAUGUAUGUAUGUGUAUACUUGUGAUAUGUGUAAUGAAUAAAAUUAAUCAUAUAUC
Molecule: messenger RNA, 4373 nt
Organism: Scylla paramamosain (green mud crab)
Lineage: Eukaryota; Metazoa; Arthropoda; Malacostraca; Decapoda; Portunidae
Product: serine/arginine repetitive matrix protein 2-like
Exons: 6
Coding region: 260-4252 (1330 amino acids)
Source: RefSeq, a predicted model, not a curated record